Messenger RNA from Maylandia zebra (zebra mbuna), 1388 nucleotides. RefSeq names its product signal recognition particle 14 (gene srp14). Gene Ontology annotation, cellular component: signal recognition particle, endoplasmic reticulum targeting. Gene Ontology annotation, molecular function: endoplasmic reticulum signal sequence receptor activity; 7S RNA binding. Gene Ontology annotation, biological process: SRP-dependent cotranslational protein targeting to membrane. Lineage: Eukaryota; Metazoa; Chordata; Actinopteri; Cichliformes; Cichlidae. The record is from RefSeq and is a predicted model, not a curated record.
AACAGUAGGCGGCAGUGUGAGGUAAAGCUAUCGCGCACAGGUCAUGAGGUCGCAGGGCGGGGCUUCGGCUUGUGCAGUAGGCUACGUGUGCUUCACAGCAGUUAUCUUGCGGUUAGUGAGUUAACACCACAACUGAAGUCAGAGACAUGGUGCUGUUGGAAAAUGAUUCGUUUCUCACAGAGCUGACACGGCUCUUCCAGAAAUGCAGAACAUCAGGCAGUGUUGUCAUCACAUUAAAGAAGUAUGAUGGGAGAACCAAACCGGUGCCCAGAAAGGGCCACGCGGAGUCUUUUGAACCUGCAGACAACAAAUGUCUCCUCAGAGCGACUGACGGCAAGAAGAAAAUUAGCACAGUGGUCAGCACCAAAGAAGUUAUCAAAUUUCAGAUGGCGUACUCUAACCUCCUCAGAGCUCAUAUGGAUGGACUUAAGAAGAAAGACAAGAAAAGCAAAAGCAAGAAAACCAAAGCCACCCAAUGAGCAAGAGACUCUAAGACAACCUUGGGUACCUAAACUGGUUCGCACUGAGGGGAGUGGGAGAGGGCUCCAUGUGAUCUGCAGCCCCCAAUCUGCUUUCCUCCCAUUCAUUCAAGGCCUCAGAUUCACGGACUGCUUUGAUAUUAUGCCAUUGUUUGCAUGAUAACAUCUCAUCCCUGACUGCCCAGUGCCAUUUGGAACAGAAAACUGAGGAUUUCUCAUUCAUCAUCUCCACCAUUUCUGCUUCGGGACCAGAUUCUCAAAAGUUCUGCUGCCUCUGGAGCCCGAUGAUUAACAGCCCUUCACUCUAUUUAAUUGUUAGAGCAUAUUUAUGUUAUGUUGCCAGCUAAAAAUAAAAGUUGUGCUAGCUCAUUCUAAUUCAGCUGGUUUUAGAUGUUUCAUUUUUUUCUUUUUUCAUGAAAUUGGAUUUAAAUGUCAGUUUGAGUUUUCACGUAGAACCAAAUGUCCUGUUUUGUUUUUCUGGUGGGGUCAAAUGUCAUGUACUGUAUUUUUUUAUUAUGUCUUUAGAGGCACAACUAAUAUUCUAGUCACUGUUUUUACAUACCGAUACCAAGCUGUUAAACUGGCUGUCUUAAAUACUUUAACACCAAUAUGUAUAUUACAGCUUCAGCUAAUGUCUGAAUGAUGUCAUGAUUUGGUUCAAUAGUGCAGAAAAUGUUGAAAGCUGCAGAUUUACUGAAAGCAUGUUUGAGUUAUAAAUACAGAGAGGAGUAUUGGCUGUAAUUCAGAUGCCUUUUUUUGUUUAUCACAAUCACAAAGCAUGUUUGACUGCAGCCAGAAAAUGUUUCCACCCAUUUGUGUUUGUCCCACCGUGAUACCAGAGUCCUGCUCUCAUACAAGAGGACAGCAGCAGAAUUUAAAUUCAAAAAUAAAGUGCUUUCUAAACAGUCA